AUGAAGUUCCUCUCCAUUGCCCUUGCCCUCAUGGCAGCCACUGCUGCUACCGCUGCUCCCGGUCGUACCAUGCAGAAGUGGUGUGGUCACCCCGGCCAGGGCUGUGUCAAGCGCUCUGCCGAGCCAGAGGCUAUGCCCGAGCCUGAGCCCGUUGCUCAGAAGUGGUGCGCCCACCCCGGCCAGGGCUGCUACAUGAUGAAGCGCACUGCCGAUGUCACCACCGAGGUCAAGCGCUCCGCCGAUGCCCUCGCCGAGGCCAUGGCUGAGGCUCACCCCGCCGCUCUUCAGAAGUGGUGUGCUCACCCCGGCCAGGGCUGCGCCAAGGUCAAGCGCACCGCCGAGGCUGUUGAGGAAGUCAAGCGCUCUGCUGAGGCCCUCGCUGAGGCUAUUGCUUCUAUGAACGCCGAGGAGUAA
Molecule: messenger RNA, 414 nt
Organism: Penicillium cataractarum
Lineage: Eukaryota; Fungi; Ascomycota; Eurotiomycetes; Eurotiales; Aspergillaceae
Product: mating alpha-pheromone PpgA
Exons: 1
Coding region: 1-414 (137 amino acids)
Source: RefSeq, a predicted model, not a curated record